GACACUUGCUCGCAAUGGAUGAUGGGAGUUGUAGUUUGCCAAACUGCCUGAACUAAGUUAGAAGCGCGUGGUUGUAGAAGUGACAGUCCGUUUGCAUCUCGCUUCAGAAUUUCGUGCAUUUAACGUUAUUGAACCUCAGAACAGCCGUUGCAAUGUCCACAAAUACGGUCGAGAGACCCAUGUUGUGCGAUACAACGUCAUCGAGUGGGAAUAUGGAGUCCGUACACUGCAACUGGAGGAAUGUAUCACGAGCUAAUCAGAUCUCUAAAAGAUCAAGACCCAUGUCCGAAACCUUAUCCAAACUGGCUCAGCUCAUCACCUGCAUGGAGUACAAACCAAAAUCACAAACGUCUUCCUCCAUCUGCAAGGACGCCAGCCAGAAACCCUCCGAAAUGAACGCUCUUGUGCGUCACCAGCAAAAAGAGCGCACCCUGCAAAAACUCCACAGCUGUCAACGGUGUAACCAACAGUUCGCUUUGCUUUCCAGUCUGCAGUUACACAAAUGCCCUCGUUCUUUAUCCGUGUGCCAAACAUGCAAUGGGAAAAUGCCAAAGGGAUCUUCAUGCGCCUCCUGUGGGAGUAAACCCUCAGUUCCCAACUGCACAGAAGAUCCCAUCCAUCAAGGCAACAGCCCAUGCGGACAAGCCUUCAGCCACAAACAAGAUCUGCUCCACCACCAGCAGGCCGGAGACUGUCAGCCUGCGAACACUCUCAAAGCUGCUUCCUUGCCACCAUUUAAACAAAAAGCCACAUGCACCCUGUGCUCUAAAACUUUCCGUGCCCCCAGAGGUCUUGCCUGCCACAUGCGCUUUUCCCACGCACCAAGAAAAAGAAGCGCGAAUUUAGAAAAGGAUGUGCAUUUUGGGAAUAUGGAGAGGAAUGAGAGCGUCUCGAGUGCGCUCUUUCAAUGCCGUUCCUGUGAUAAAUCGUUUUCCAAGACAUCGCUUCUCCAUCGGCAUAGGAAGGAAGAACACAGACGGGAUGUAAAGGUGAGGAAUACGUUUAGAAACUCAGGGAAGAUCACCAGACGGAAGCGGAAAAGUGGGAUAUAUCCAUGCCUGCACUGCGGAGCCGAGUUCCUGCAUCAUCUGACAAGAUUGGCGCAUUUUAGAAACUACACCGUCCACCAUGAGAUGCACCUCAAAUUAAGUAACAAAUCAACCGGUGUUUAUGCAACCGCUGCUAAGCUCAAGCUGAAGCCCGCAAGAAAGCUCCAAAAAGAUAAACCUGAAGGGAAGAAAGGAAGACCGAAGAAAGUUCUCCCUGUUCACAUUGAGGAAACUAAAGAAGAGGAGGAAGUGGAAGAGAAUACACUGGAAGAUGAUAGUGAUGAUGAUGAGGAAGACGAGGAUGCCGAGUACCCUUGUACAUCAUGCGAUCAGGUCUUCAGUUCCACAGCUGCUCUGUUUGUUCAUGAGAAAAUCCAUGAUCAGUUGCCGGCGGAAGUAGAUGAUGAGCCGGCCGAGACGUGCAGGUGUUGUAGUGUGUGUUCAGGCGGGAUUCCUCUACACAUGCUUCCUGAAGAUGGCUUCGAGGGGGAAGUCUAUCACUGUGUGCCAUGUGCUGAGACCUUCAAAGCUCUGGAUGCUUUUCUAGAGCACUGCCAGAAACAUCUGAUACGUGAACAUGAGGAUGAGUUCAGUGAUGACUGAAAGAGUUUGCUUUUUUGCCAUUUUUUCCUCUUGAGAACAAAAGAUAGUUGCAUAUUAUUAGACAAAAUGCAAAAAAAAAUUAAAAAUGACUUGAAGUUUAAGGGAUAGUUCACACAAAAAUGUAAAGGAGGACCCACGAGAUGUUCUAAACUUCACUUCCUUCUGUUGAAGAUUAAAGGAAGAUAUUUUUACAAAUGGGAAAAGUAGAAGUCAGUAGGGACCAAUAGCUGUUUUGGCCACCCAUAUUGUUUAAAAUGUCGUCUUUUGGGUUGAGCAGGAGAAACUUUAAGCAAUGGCUCACCCCAAAAAAUGAAAACGACCACAUUUGUUUUCCCUCAAGUGGUUUUAAACCUUUAUGAGUUUGAACACAAAGGACAUUUUGAAGAAUGCUGGUUGCUACCACCCAUUUGCUUACAUAGUAGGAAAGAAAUUACUAUGGAAACCAGCAGUAACCCGCAUUUCUCAAAAUAUAUUUUUCAUUAUAAGAAAGAAACAAGUUGAGGGUGAGUAAAUGAUGACUACAUUUUCAUUUUGGGGGGAACUAUCCCUUUAAGAAUGUGUUUUUAACAGCUCAAGGGUGAGCAAAUAAUGAUUUAUUUUGUUUUUUAGUGACCCAAAAUAAGCAUUAUGCCAUCAUUUUCUCACCCAUGUGUCGUUUCAAACCACUCUGAUGUUCUUUCCCAUGUAGAACACUACAGGAGAUGUUUUGGUUGCUAAAUUGUUUUCAGUUCUUAAUGGUUUCCAUUGUGUUUUUUCAUAUAUGGAAUUGAAUGGGAUCCAAAAUGUGUUACCUAUAUUAUUGAAAAAAAAAUCUUAUGUUCUACUGAAAAAAAUAAUUCCUAAAAGUGUGGAACAACAUUUUUGUGUGAGCUGCUCAAAUAUGGACACAUUUUUCAGGAAUUACAUUCAUCAGGUCUUCUUGGGUUGAGUAGUUUGUCUUGAUGUUAUCAGUGUUUUACUGAUUAUGUAGUUCAUAAUAUUGUAAGGCGUACACAGGAUAACUCGCACUAACUAACUAACUAAACUGAGCCAAAUAACCAGACACAUUAUAGAGUGGAGAUGGAAUGAGGUCACAAUCUAGAACAUGGAUCUCAAGCUUGAUUCCUGGACGGCCGAAGCUCUGCACAGUUUUGUUCCAACCCAAAUCAAACAGAUGAUCAAACUAAUCAAGGUGUUGAAGACUACUGGAGACUAUUGAGCGGGGGUAAGUUGGACGUGGUCGGAGCUAAACUCUGCAGAGCUGCGGCCCUCCAGGAACUGAGUUUGAGACCAUUGUUCUAGAUCAGGGGUCUCCAAACUCGGUCCUGGAGGGCCUGUGUCCUGCAUAGUUUAGCUCCAACUUCCUCCAUCACACUUACCUGGAAAUCUAGUGUACAGAGGAAGAGCUUGAUUAGCUGGUUAAGGUGUGUUUAAUAAGGGUUGGAACUAAAAUAUGCAGGACACCAGCCGUUCAGGACAGUGUCUGGACACCACUGUUUUAGAUAAUGGGUCUCAAACUAAAUUCCUGGAGGGCUGCAUCUUUUCAAGAUUUUUAUAAUGCAGAUUUUCUUAUUAUAAUUAUUGAAACAUCUGUGGUAAACCUAACUCAACAAUAUAAUGCUUUGCUCUACAGUCUAAAUUAGAGCAGUGUUUCCCAACCAUGUUCCUAUAGGCACACCAACAGUCCAUAUUUUGGUUAUCUCCCUCAUCUGACCUGUUACCUUCAGAUUUUGAAGUUUCUUCUAAUGUUCUGCUGAAUUGAUUCAGGUGUGUUUGAUUAGGAAGAGGUUGAAAAUGGGUACUGUUGAUGUGCCUUCAGGAACAGAGUUGGGGAAACACUGAAUUAGACUAUAACCAAAACAUCUAUCACAAAAAAAUACAUUUUGGUGUGUGUGCGUGCAUGCGUGCGUGUUUCAUAAAACAUACAUUUCUAAUAGUUGACUGCAUGAGAAUGUGUGAUUUAUGAUGUAGAAAACUGUAAUUUAUCAUCAAUAUAAAUUCCUCAUUGUAAAACUCCAUGAAAACACACUCUUAUCGUCUUUUUUCUAGGUUAUGACAUGUUUCCUUCAAUAAUAAGAAGCCGAUUGCAUUAUCAGAUACUGGUACCUCAUUAAAACCACUUCCACUUUGCAUGUAGUUUAUCUUUAGGAUGAAUGUUUUCCACACUUCCACACAUAAAACCUAUAUGCAUUACAUGUGUUUGUGUAUAUAUGGCAUAUAUUGAACAAAAGUAUAAAGUCUUAUAUAUGGCCAAUGUCUUGCGAGCUGAAGCACAAACACAAUUAAAUUUGUUUAAUUGAUAAUUGUUGAUCUUUGAGAUUUGAUUUUGACUAUUCAGUUUGUGUUGAGCAAACGUAAUACAGUAAGCUUUAUUUUUCAUAACAGCAUCAAAACAACACCCAGUCAGAUGCCUGCUGCUAAACAUUGGGAAUAAAAUAUAACAUGUUGGAGCAUUACAGUCGCUUGCUUUAUAUAUAUAAAUAUGACAUUUUAUGCUAUCAGACCAAAAAUUGCAAGUAUAUUUUCAGUUUCUUUCUGGAGAAUGAACUGAGACCUCAGAUCUGUCCGUUUCGCUGACUUUUGCAGCAGAAAAAUUUUGUUCUUUUUUUCUUGCUUGGGCUUCCUAACCUUUGUAAUAUGAUGUAAAAUUUAUAAUCUGCAUUAACUUUUUGUAUAACACAGCUAACACUUUUGCAGAUAGGCUGCAGUGACGUAUCAGCUUUUUUCUUAUUAUGCACUGACCUUUUUGUCCUUGAACACUGUAUUAAAUGUACCUUUAUGGCUCACAUUGUAUGAGAUGAGUGAAUGUACCUCAUUUUUCUAUUGUGAAUAUAGAUGUUUCAGUUUAGCUGUGCAUUAAUCUCUGGCUGUGUUUACUUGCGGCUACCUCAAGUAUCACCUGCUUUGUCCCAAAAUGUGUGAUUUUUUUUUUGAUUUUUUUUUUUGACUAAUGUUUGUCAGAAAAUUUACCUCAUGUUACUAUGUACGUUGAAAUUAUUUUUGAAUAAAUUGGUUAAAAUAUU
This is a messenger RNA of Danio rerio (zebrafish), 4654 nucleotides long. NCBI's taxonomy places the organism in Eukaryota, Metazoa, Chordata, Actinopteri, Cypriniformes, Danionidae. The record is from RefSeq and is a predicted model, not a curated record.